UGAACUUUGAAGUUCGAAUUGCAGUUCAUCGCAACUUCUUCAAGUGGCAGACUUGCUGUGACUUUUCGGGUAAGAGGGUUGCAUAUCAGGUUCCUGGUCCAUAGGUGCCUACCCUGCCCUAGGUAGGUAUCUUAGUAAUACGAAUAACCUAAUAUUUCAAUGUUCUUCCAGCAUUCGAUGUUGAACUUCAAUUUGUUUCCAUUUAAACAUUAUAUUUCCUUGCCUUACGUACUACAUGUAGUACCUGUCACCUGGGUACUUACACCAAUAGUAUUUAAGAACCAAACUUAUAAUCCAAAUAACCAGGACGGCUUCCAAUCAACAAGUCAUCCUCAAAGCAACGGCAUCUUGGCAUGGGAACCCUCUAUCUCUACUCAAUAAUUAUUAAACCGUAGUUCCUUAGCCAAUUAUGGCUGUUUCUCUCUUCCAAAGAUCACUCUUUACGUGGCUCUUGGUCACGACGAUGGCUUCAGCAACACAGUUGCGUAAUAUCAUGUAUCUCACAGGACAACAUCCCAUAGCACCUGAUUUUCCCCUCAGCUCUUCCGUCACUCAUGUAGCUUUGGCUUUUAUGAGCCCCGACCUCUUCAAUGGGGAAGGUGGAAAUUCUAAAUGGCCCCUUUUCACGUCCGUCUCCGAUACACGCUCCAAAUUUAACCCUGGGACCAAGAUAAUGGUUGCCAUCGGUGGGUGGGGUGACUCGGCCGGAUUUGAUAUUGCUGCACGUACGGAUGAGAGCCGUAUACGGUUUGCUCGCAAUGUAGCAACCAUGGUUCAUGAUACGGGCGCUGAUGGCGUCGAUAUAGAUUGGGAGUAUCCAGGAGGCAACGGCGAAGACUGGAAAAAGAUCCCCAACGAGGAGAGGGUCUGGGAAAUUGCUGCGUAUCCAAAGCUGCUAGCCGAGAUCCGCAAGGCUGUAGGGCCAAGCAUCCUCAUAUCAGCCGCUGUCCCCGGUCUCCCGAGAGAUAUGCUUGCCUUCAAGCCUGAUACUGUGCCCCUUAUCAUGGAAUCACUCGACUUCCUGAACGUUAUGACAUACGACUUGAUGAACCGCCGCGAUAACGUUACCAAACACCAUACUGGCAUCCAGGCUAGCUUGGUAAGUCUGAAUGCUUACAUUGCCAACGGCGCGCCGAGAGACAAAAUCAAUUUGGGCUUCGCCUUCUACGCCAAAUAUUUCCGUACCGAAAAAGAGCCAUGUGUCAAGAACCCCAUCGGAUGUCCCACAGGCCUCUUGGAAGACCCCGACACUGGUGCUGAUCUAGGUCGAGCAGGCUCCUUCUCCUGGCGCGACACUGUCCCGCAAAAUGUUGAGGCAUCGCUUAAGAAUGCCCUAACAAAGGGGCAGUAUGACCCAGUUGGAGGUGGCUACUAUUAUUGGGAUGAAGAAGAGGCCAUCUGGUGGACAUUUGACACACCGGAGUCCAUCCUUAAGAAGUUUCCCCUCCUCGUGGAAAAGGAGAAGUUAGGUGGGGUGUUUGCGUGGGGGCUUGGAGAAGAUGCCCCUAAAUGGGCUCAUCUGGAGGCUCUUUGCGCUGGGGUGAAGGGCCUGGCUAGUAAGAAGGAGGAGCUAUAAGAGCACCAUGCUUUUAAUAUUCGACUUGCGCCUGUGAACAAUUAUUAAGUAUUGUUUGUAUCAUAGUUAGGGUACUAGGUAACGAAAUGACGAAAGCCAUGCCCAAAUAAA
Molecule: messenger RNA, 1687 nt
Organism: Hypoxylon fragiforme
Lineage: Eukaryota; Fungi; Ascomycota; Sordariomycetes; Xylariales; Hypoxylaceae
Product: glycoside hydrolase family 18 protein
Exons: 4
Coding region: 410-1576 (388 amino acids)
Biological process (GO): carbohydrate metabolic process; chitin catabolic process
Cellular component (GO): extracellular region
Molecular function (GO): chitin binding; chitinase activity
Source: RefSeq, a predicted model, not a curated record